Pelagomonas calceolata is the source of this 1287-nucleotide messenger RNA. The record is from the annotation of a GenBank genome assembly. NCBI's taxonomy places the organism in Eukaryota, Pelagophyceae, Pelagomonadales, Pelagomonadaceae.
UUGCGAUUUUGGCAUUUUGCACGCGCUAGCGCAUUGACCACCCAUACGAGCGUCAAAGCAGCUGCUAGGGCUUACGUUUUGCCGCCGCAGCGCUGUACGUUGCUUCAUUGGACCGCGUAAUCGGCAGGAGCAACACAAGCUGUCAUAGUUACACUUGCCGCUGCGCUGCGCUGCGACUGUUAGACGUCGGUUUAGACAGCCAUAAUGCGCCGCAAUCGCCGCCGCAGCCGCCUGCGGCGCGUCGUGGUGGUCGUUGUCACGGCGUCCUCGAACGCGUUCCGAGCGCUUACAAGAGCACCGAAACGGGCGCAGCUGCGGCGCCACGCCGCCGCCGUCGGCAAGUACGGCCAGCACGGCGCCGAGGUGACGGGCAAGGUCGCGUUCCAGGGCGAGCACGGCGCGUACAGCGAGGAGGCCGUCUUCCAGCACUUCGGCGACGCCGUGGCCACGCUGCCGUGCCAGUCGUUCGAGGAUUUAUUUGCCGCGGUCGAGUCGGGCGAGGCCGCGUACGGCAUGCUGCCCAUGGAGAACUCGCAGGCCGGCAGCAUCAACAAGGCGUAUGAUCUGCUCAUGGACUUUGAUUUAAGAGUUCACGGCGAGACAAUAUUGAGAGUGCAGCACGCGCUCAUGGCGCUGCCGCGCGAGGACGGCGAGGCGAACCCGUUGAAAGUACGGAGCCACCCGCAGGCCCUCGCGCAGUGCGAGAACUUCCUCAAGUCGAAUGGAUUGGCGGCGCAGGCCGGCGCGGACACCGCGGGCUCGGCGAAGGAAAUUGCUGAUGGCAAUUUGCGGGACGUCGCGGCCAUCUGUUCAAGAUUAGCGGCGACGCGCUACGGCCUCAAGAUCCUGCAGCUGGGCAUCGAGGACAACAAGUUUAAUUUUACGCGCUUCUGGGUCUUGGCGAAGGGCGACGCGGCGACGCCGACGACACCGAAGACGUCUGUGGUUUUUGCCGUCUCGGACAAGCCCGGGUCCUUGGUCGCCGCUCUAGAAGAGUUCGGCCGGCGCAACGUCAACCUGGUCAAGCUCGAGUCGCGGCCGCGGCGGCGCACGGCCAUGCCGGGCUUCAACUACAUCUUCUACCUCGACUUUUUGGGACAUCACGCGGACGACGCCUGCCGGGACGCGCUGCUCGGAUUACUGUCGAGCUGCGCCUUCGUCAAGCUGCUGGGGUCCUACGACGCGGCGCCGCCGCUCGCGGAGCAGCUCGCGGACGAGAGCGAGGGGCCCGUCAACGACCCGACGCUCAUGCAGAUCUAGGCUCGUUUAAACAAGGUUUCAUUUUUA